Cyclopterus lumpus (lumpfish) is the source of this 1758-nucleotide messenger RNA. RefSeq names its product 6-phosphofructo-2-kinase/fructose-2,6-bisphosphatase-like. The coding region runs from base 256 to 1662 and encodes 468 amino acids. Gene Ontology annotation, cellular component: cytosol; 6-phosphofructo-2-kinase/fructose-2,6-biphosphatase complex. The record is from RefSeq and is a predicted model, not a curated record. The transcript is spliced from 14 exons. Gene Ontology annotation, molecular function: fructose-2,6-bisphosphate 2-phosphatase activity; 6-phosphofructo-2-kinase activity; ATP binding. Lineage: Eukaryota; Metazoa; Chordata; Actinopteri; Perciformes; Cyclopteridae. Gene Ontology annotation, biological process: fructose 2,6-bisphosphate metabolic process; fructose metabolic process.
ACGGCUGAAUCGACCAAUCAGAGACUCUCCCAUCAGGUGUGCUGACUGACUCAAACUCCUCCCCCCCUCUCAUAACCGACAGCUGACAUACAUCUGGGUUCAAAAUCAGUUCAGUCACCUGUAGAGCGUCUCACACACACAUAGUACAGAGGUUUCACACACACACACACACAGUACAGAGGUUUUACACACACACACAUAGUACAGAGGUUUUACACACACACACACACACACACACACACGGCUGUUGAAGCCAUGACACAAAGAACGCUCACUCAGAAUCCUCUGGAGAAGACAUGGGGUCCGUGGUUGAAGAGCAGGCUGAGCCAACGCAGAGGCUCGUCGGUGCCCCAGUUCACCAACUCCCCCACCAUGAUCGUGAUGGUGGGGCUGCCGGCCAGAGGGAAGACCUACAUCUCCAAGAAGCUCACCAGAUACCUGAACUGGAUCGGAGUCACGACUAAAGUGUUCAACGUGGGCCAGUACCGAAGAGACGCCACGCGCUCCUACAACAGCUUCGAGUUCUUCAGAGCCGACAACGCCGAGGCCAUGAAGAUACGCAAAGCUUGUGCCGUCGCUGCCCUGAAGGACGUGUGUGACUACUUCACCAGAGAGCAGGGCCAUGUGGUGGUCUUUGAUGCCACCAACACCACGCUGGAGCGCAGAGACGUCAUCCUCCAGUUCGCCGAGGAAAACGGUUACAAGGUUUUCUUUGUGGAGUCCAUAUGCGACGAUCCAGAAAUCAUCGCCGCGAAUAUUAAACAAGUGAAGCUGAGCAGUCCAGACUACGUGGACUGUGACAAAGAGGAGGCUGUGGCCGACUUCCUGAAGAGGAUUGAAUGUUACAAGUUGACGUACGUCCCGCUGGACGAGGACAAGGACAGGAACUUGUCCUACAUCAAGAUCUUCAACGUGGGCAGCAGGUACCUGGUGAACCGGGUCCAGGACCACAUCCAGAGCAGGAUAGUCUACUACCUCAUGAACAUCCACGUCACCCCCAGAUCCAUCUACCUGAGCCGCCACGGCGAGAGCGAGCUCAACCUCGCUGGUCGCAUCGGGGGAGACUCGGGCCUGUCGCUCCGCGGGGCAAAGUUUGCCAGUGCUCUGGGGCUGUACAUGACUGGGCAGUCCAUCAGCGACCUGAAGGUGUGGACCAGCCACAUGAAGAGGACCAUCCAGACCGCCGAGGCUCUGGGGGUCCCCUACGAGCAGUGGAAGGCCCUCAAUGAGAUAGACGCCGGGGUUUGUGAGGACAUGACGUACGAGGCCAUUCAGGAGAAUUACCCAGAGGAGUUUGCACUGAGGGACCAGGACAAGUAUCGCUACCGCUACCCGAAAGGAGAGUCUUACGAGGACCUGGUCCAGCGUCUGGAGCCAGUGAUCAUGGAGCUGGAGAGGCAGGAGAACGUGCUGGUGAUCUGCCACCAGGCCGUGAUGAGGUGUCUGCUCGCGUACUUCCUGGACAAGACGGCUCAUGAGCUGCCCUACCUGAAGUGUCCUCUGCACACGGUCCUGAAGCUGACCCCGGUGGCAUACGGAUGUAAAGUGGAGUCCGUCUUCCUCAAGAUUGAAGCUGUCAACACACACAGAGACAAACCAGAGAACGUGGACGUGGACCGAGACCCGUCGGAGGCUUUGGAGACGGUCCCGGACCACAUCUAGAGGCCGCUACAGACCCCACCUCGAGGCCGCUACAGACUACAUCUCGAGGCCGCUACAGACUACAUCUCGAGGCCGCUACAGACCCCACCUCGAGGC